AUGGGUCAAAAGAAAUACAAGAAUCAUGGGAAAACCUCCCAGGCAACGGAGAUAUCUAUCUUUAAUUUGUCAAAAAAGACUUUGGACCAUAACCACCUCUCUGUGUUACAAAAAGGACUUAAAUUUAUACCUGUCGCCAAACCUAAGAAAUUUGAGAUGGCUAUUGACUUGUAUAAAUUGCAAAGAACGUUGUAUAGCAACGAAGUAAGAAAGGAGGAGACUUCCACUAAUGUACAUGUGUUUCCAAGUCGAAAUAAGGACAUACAUACACCUAAUCCUUCAAUUAAGACGUUUAUGCAAAUUCUACGCCACGAAGUAAACUCCAUGAUGUCUGCACAACCUUUUCAUAGGGACAACCUGUCCAAGGAUGAACAUAUAGCUUUAAGGGACCUCAUGAAAGACCCUAUUAUAAUAAUACAACCAGCUGACAAAGGUGGUGCAGUUGUUAUACAAACAUAUGAGGACUAUAAAAACGAAAUUACUCGACAGCUAAAUGAUGAAUCCACUUAUCUCAAACUUACUUUUGACCCAGUCAGUAAGUUUCAAAAGAAAAUUGAAAAACUAAUUGAGGAAGGGCUGUCACAUCGCUAUUUAGAUGAAAACACUGCUAAGUUUCUAUUUGUGAAGCAUCCAAAACAUCCAGUUAAAUACAACUUACCAAAAAUUCAUAAAAAUUUGGAACAUCCACCAGGUCGACCAAUAGUGUCUGCGAAAGAAGGACUGAUUGAGCCUAUUGCUCAGUUUAUUGAUUAUAAUAUCAAUAAGAGCAUCAGAAAACUCCCUACGUGUUUAAGGGACACACAACACUUUAUUGAUAAAAUACGAAAUAUAGAUCUUACGGAUUUUGGCAACAUUGGAUAUUCAAAGCCUUUACACAAUAAUACCUCGGAAAGAAGGCAUUGA
Pelobates cultripes (western spadefoot toad) is the source of this 903-nucleotide messenger RNA. The record is from the annotation of a GenBank genome assembly. Lineage: Eukaryota; Metazoa; Chordata; Amphibia; Anura; Pelobatidae.